Messenger RNA from Vespa crabro (European hornet), 1232 nucleotides. It is a transcript of the gene Noa36, whose product is annotated as zinc finger protein 330 homolog. Gene Ontology annotation, molecular function: zinc ion binding. NCBI's taxonomy places the organism in Eukaryota, Metazoa, Arthropoda, Insecta, Hymenoptera, Vespidae. Bases 216 to 1151 code for a protein of 311 amino acids. The record is from RefSeq and is a predicted model, not a curated record. Gene Ontology annotation, cellular component: nucleus. The transcript is spliced from 7 exons.
AUAGAACAAAGAUAACUAUAUCUUAUCAGAUAUGCUUUCUUAUAAUUUUCAACUUUCCUCUAUUGACUAAAUUCUUCUUGCUUUUAUUAAUCAUAUGAUUGUUGUUAUUUCGUUUUACGAUGUAAUUAAAAAUAUUUGAAUACGUUAGUAACCAUCAGUGAUUGAUCAGAAGAAGAAACGAUAACCUAAAUAUUUUACUUUUUUGAAAUAUUAAAAUGCCAAAAAAAAAGACGGGUCAGAGAAGAAAAGCUGAAAAGCAAAAAUUAAGACAAAAAGAAAUUAGGACUGCUAAAGAACAAAUAGACAUAGCAAAGUUACCAUGUAAUACAGUAAUGGAAUGUGAUAAGUGCAAUAAAAAACAGAAAAGUCGUGCUUUUUGUUAUUUUUGUCAACAUGUGCAACGCUUACCAAUGUGUGCACAUUGUGGCAAAGUAAAAUGUAUGUUAAAAACGGGAGAUUGUGUUAUAAGACAUCCUGGUAUAUUCACUACAGGUCUGGGGAUGGUAGGAGCUAUAUGUGAUCAUUGUGAAGCUUGGGUUUGUCAUGGGAGACGUUGUUUAACUACUCAUGCAUGUACUUGUCCAUUAAUGGAUGCUAUUUGUCAAGAAUGUGAAAGAGGAGUAUGGGAUCAUGGUGGAAGAAUAUUCCGCUGUUCUUUCUGUAAUUGUUUCCUUUGUGAAGAUGAUCAAUUCGAACAUCAAGCAUCAUGUCAAGUAUUAGAAGCUGAAAGUUUCAAAUGCCAGUCUUGUAAUCGUUUAGGACAAUAUUCAUGUCUCAGAUGUAAAACAUGUUAUUGCGAAGAUCAUGUGCGUAGAAAAGGAUUUAAAUAUGAAAAGAAUAAACCUAUACCUUGUCCCAAAUGUGGGUAUGAAACAUCGCAAACUAAGGACCUUAGUAUGUCUACAAGAAGUCAUAAAUUUGGUAGACAAACUCAGGCUGGACCAUAUGAUUCCGACGAAGAAAAUAGUUAUAAUGAUUAUGGUACUAAUGAUGCUGAAUGUUAUGGUGGUUCAGAAUAUUAUAUUGCUAAUGAUGAUGAAGAAGAUGAAGAUGAAAAUGAAAACGAUGAUGAUGAAGAAGAGGAACAAGAAGAUGAAUCUUCAAGUGAGGAUGAAGUAAAGGAUAGUGAUAAACUGACGAAAGAAAUAUAAAAAUCCUUUAGUAAUAAUGUGAACUUAACACAUGGAAAAUAUACAAAAAAGCAUGAAAAUUAAAAAUUACUAUAUGAACCA